GGCAACAUGGGUCGUGUUACCGGUGUCUCUGUGGCGCCUAAGGUCUUCUCCAAGACCGCCGUCGCUCCCCGUCGUCCCUUCGAGAAGGCUCGUCUGGACCAGGAGCUCAAGCUCGUCGGCGAGUUUGGCCUCCGUAACAAGCGUGAGGUGUGGCGUGUCAAGUACACCCUCGCCAAGAUCCGUAAGGCUGCUCGUGAGCUCCUUACUCUCGACGAGAAGGACCCUCGUCGUCUUUUCGAGGGUAAUGCGAUCCUUCGUCGUCUCAUCCGCCUCGGUGUCAUUGAUGAGGAUCGCAUGAAGCUCGAUUACGUCCUCGGUCUCAAGGUUGAGGAUUUCCUUGAGCGCCGCCUGCAGACCCAGGUCUUCAAGCUUGGUCUCGCCAAGUCGAUCCACCACGCUCGUGUCCUGAUCCGCCAGCGUCACAUCCGUGUCCGCAAGCAAGUGGUCAACGUUCCCUCCUACAUGGUCCGCCUGGACUCGCAGAAGCACAUUGACUUUGCUCUCAAGUCUCCCUUCGGUGGUGGCCGCCCCGGCCGUGUCAAACGCCGCAACCUGCGCAACAAGGGUGGCGACGAUGCCGCCGAUGACGAGGAGUAAGCGCUUGGCGCCUAAUUUUCGGCCCUUGUCUUUUCCUUCAAAUUCACACUAAAAACACGAA
Monosiga brevicollis MX1 is the source of this 658-nucleotide messenger RNA. RefSeq lists its product as uncharacterized. Lineage: Eukaryota; Choanoflagellata; Craspedida; Salpingoecidae. Gene Ontology annotation, biological process: translation; positive regulation of translational fidelity. Bases 7 to 597 code for a protein of 196 amino acids. Gene Ontology annotation, cellular component: cytosolic small ribosomal subunit. The record is from RefSeq and is a predicted model, not a curated record. Gene Ontology annotation, molecular function: rRNA binding; structural constituent of ribosome. The transcript has 4 exons.